GUAACGGAGUGCGAGUUCAUUCGGAUUCCGGAAGCAGUUCAAACAUUCUAGGACAUAUGUACCUCUAUAUAUGCCCGCCCAUUACAAUGAAGGGGCCAAGUCACAGAGACUGCAUGUGGCCAAUUCUAUCCCUUCCUUACUUUGCCUCUGCCUACCUUACUGACCUACCUUACCUACCUACCCCUACUUUGGGACCAACAGGCCGAGGUACACAGCACUAUACAGCAUACAAUACCUCACCUCGCACGACAUAUAUAUACAACACGAGGUAACAGCAAUAGC
This is a messenger RNA of Neurospora tetrasperma FGSC 2508, 282 nucleotides long. RefSeq lists its product as uncharacterized. The transcript has a single exon. NCBI's taxonomy places the organism in Eukaryota, Fungi, Ascomycota, Sordariomycetes, Sordariales, Sordariaceae. The record is from RefSeq and is a predicted model, not a curated record. The coding region runs from base 57 to 272 and encodes 71 amino acids.